Messenger RNA from Aegilops tauschii subsp. strangulata, 1474 nucleotides. NCBI's taxonomy places the organism in Eukaryota, Viridiplantae, Streptophyta, Magnoliopsida, Poales, Poaceae. The record is from RefSeq and is a predicted model, not a curated record.
UAAUGUGCAGGGGUUGUAUGCUCCACCGUCUAAAAUAAAUCUAGCCAACAGGUGGUUUAGAGGCAUUUUGUGGUGCCACUAUUUUCUUUCAGGUACUACAUGUACUUUUUGUGAUGACAAGGGUAAAUUACCAGCCAAUUUUGCUGAGUGGUCAACACCGAGGAAGAUGGGGAAGACAGAGCCAGUGAGGAAGAUGGCUCAGCCCUGCCACCGAUGCCCACCGGCCACUCCCGUCGGUCACCAGCGUAGGAGGGGCGCACCAUCGAGGAGCAGCAGGGGAGGAGAAGAGGAUACACCGCCGGACUCCCUCUUCACUUUAUGGUCCGUGUACAAUUUAUUCCAGUGCUCGACUCGGUGUCCGUCCCAACAAAACCUAACAUGUCGGUGCGAAAUUCUGCUAGCCAGCUUGACCAUUUGCUUUGGAAGGAGUAAUUCAACUCAGAAAGGACAAAUGAUUUGCGACUAUUUUUUUCCUACAAUCUCUUUAGGAACCGCAUCACAACAGAUCAAUGGCAUUGUAGGUUCAGUGGCCAUGUAUGCUGAAUAUCCCCUCACUAUACAAGAUUGGAUUUUAGUCUAUACAAGCCAUCCUCUCAGCUGCUCAGACACAGGUGAAUGCACUGGACUUUUUGAGAUCGAGGCCACCAACGGCAUAUGCCAAGGGUGUCCAUUGACUACCUGCCCAAGGUCUGGAUUCACCGAGGAGGUACAACCGGACACUUGGUCGGCUGCCUACUGCAAUAGCGACUGUACAAAUAGCGGCACUGUGUUUGGUCAUUUGUUCUUGUGGCUUCGUGGCCAUGGGCACUUUACUGCUUUGUUCCAAAAAAACCUGAAAUCUAUAAUGAAAUUUGCAGUGGUGAUGAUAGCGGGUCUUCCGAAUCGCUUCCUCAGCCUAACAACAGAGCCUACAAACCAACUUUUAUCAACAUCGGUAAUGAUGCUGGCCCUUCGCACCGUCGCAUGAAAGCCAAGAAAAAAAAGGAGCACACAUUGCAUGUAUUCCUUGGUCAGUUUUACCAAGAAAUAUCUCUGCCGCUGUAUUGACCCAAAGCUUUAUGACUUGCUAAUAAAAUCUAGAGAUGGAAAUCCCUGCAUCAAAGCCCGUCUAAUCAAAGGAGUCAACAAUAGGGCAAAAAUUACUAGAGGCUGGGCAGGCUUCUUCCCCGCAGCUAAUAUGAAGGAAAGAGAAAUAUAUGCCUUCGCUUUCAAGCGCAACUACAAGCGCUUGGGUCUCACCGUGCACGCCCUCUGAGCAUCAUGUUCAGUCUACUAAACUAAGCAAUUAGCCUAUGAAGUUCUAUGUGUAUAGCUUCACUCUAAAAAUCUGUUAGCUUUUGGCACUGGACUCUUUGGUCAUCAUGUUCAGUCUACUAAACUACCUAAAUAGCCUAGGAAGUUCACUUGUGACCAAAGGAAUCCAUUUACAUUGCCCUAUAUAUAAUCGUCAAUCAAUAUCCUAGAAGACCUAAAA